Acanthoscelides obtectus is the source of this 735-nucleotide messenger RNA. The record is from the annotation of a GenBank genome assembly. Lineage: Eukaryota; Metazoa; Arthropoda; Insecta; Coleoptera; Chrysomelidae.
CGAGCAGCGGGCGGUUACCGUGUACACGAAAUUCACAUACUGAGUCGUGAGGAGAACAACACUAUCGACAAGAAGGAAAGCUUCACACGUAGAACAAUCCUUAAAAAGGGGUAAAACGGGCAAAAAAAUCUCAGUCUGGAGUUAUACGAAACAGUGAAAAGACCCCGGUGAGAUGUUUAUGAAAAUUUUGAGAUUAGUUAUAUAUGCAGGAAAGACAAUAUCCAUAGUAUUAAUAAUAAUUGGGAGUAUGUGCAUGGACCCUAGACUGACAAGAAGUUCAAAGGUAUAUGCAGCUAGCUCUACAGAUGAGUGCCAGGUUACACCAGUAAUACAUGUUCUGCAGUAUCCAGGGUGUGUACCAAAACCUAUACCCAGUUUUGCCUGUAUAGGAAAAUGUGCAUCUUAUAUACAGGUAUCUGGCAGCAAAAUUUGGCAAAUGGAAAGGUCUUGUAUGUGUUGCCAGGAAUCGGGUGAAAGAGAGGCUUCAGUUUCACUGUUUUGUCCAAAGGCCAAGCCAGGUGAAAGGAAAUUUAUAAAGGUGACUACUAAAGCACCAUUGGAAUGCAUGUGCCGACCAUGCACUGGAGUGGAAGAAAGUGCCGUUAUACCACAAGAGAUAGCAGGAUAUUCAGACGAGGCACCUCUGUCUGGACACUUCUUGAAAUCUCACCAAUUGUAACUUUAAAAAGCAUAAAUAAAUUAUUGUCAUUUUUGGUAUCUAUUCAGUAAAUUAUU